AUGCUCAUCACUGUCUCUCGUUUAAUCACUGUCGUUACUCUUCCUCUCUCGCUCAUCACUUCUGUCUACGGUCUUGCUCUUGGAUUCCCAUAUGGCUCACAGAAGGUACGAGGGGUGAACCUUGGUGGCUGGCUUGUGCUUGAACCCUGGAUAACACCCUCUCUAUUCGACAAUACCCACGACCCCCGUAUUAUCGACGAAUAUACAUUUGGACAAUAUCAGGAUCACGAGGUUGCGUUAAGAACUCUACAGCAUCACUGGGAUACUUGGAUUACAGAGACUGAUUUUGCUGCUAUUGCAGCUGCAGGACUCAAUCAUGUCCGCCUUCCAAUCGGAUACUGGGCAUUCGACGUCUCGGCUGGAGAACCGUACAUUCAAGGACAACUCCCAUACCUCCUAAAAGCCGUACAGUGGGCACAGCACCACGGACUCAAGGUCAUAGUCGAUCUUCAUGGUGUCCCUGGAAGCCAGAAUGGUUUUGAUAAUUCUGGAGAAAAGAUGACAUUCCCACAAUGGCAAACACAACAAUCAUACAUUGAUCGUUCCAAGGCCAUCAUUAAGACAUUGGCGUCCAUGUUUAAGGAUUCCACUGGAACCGUUCCAAUCAUUGCCCCUUUGAACGAGCCUGCUGGUUUCGACGGACAAGCUAUCCUAGAUGCUACCAAACAGUAUUGGUAUGACAGCUACGAUAUUGUUCGACGCCCAUACGCAGAUCAGGCUAGAGACAGCAACACAGUCGUUAUGAUACAUGACGCGUUCCAACCAGCUUCCUACUGGAAGGAUUUCAUGCCAGCGCCUAAAUGGGAUGGCGUUAUUCUGGACACUCAUGUCUAUCAAAUGUUUUCUGAUGCUGAAAACCAUAGAACUUACGAGGAACAUAUCCAAGCAGCUUGUGCCAAAAGCUCUGACCUAACAUCUGGAACCUUGUGGACAGUUGUAGGCGAGUGGACACCAGCAGGAAAUGACUGUGCCAAGUAUCUCAAUGGCCGAGGUGUUGGCGCACGGUACGAUGGGAGCUAUUCUGGAUCUUCACGCGUCGGGAGCUGCGUUGGAGUCAGUGGCAAAGCGUGGUCCUUUACUGCUGACUACAAGACCUUCCUUCGCCAAUAUUGGGAGGCUCAAGUUAUAACGUUUGAAAAAGCCCAAGGCUGGAUUCAGUGGACCUGGAAGGCGGAAGAGGCCGAUGAUUGGUCUUACAAAGCUGGUUUGGACUACGGUUGGAUUCCUAGAAACCCCACUGAUCUAAGAUACCGCAACAUCUGCGGGUAG
Messenger RNA from Psilocybe cubensis, 1269 nucleotides. RefSeq lists its product as uncharacterized. The transcript has 10 exons. The coding region runs from base 1 to 1269 and encodes 422 amino acids. Gene Ontology annotation, biological process: glucan catabolic process. The record is from RefSeq and is a predicted model, not a curated record. Gene Ontology annotation, molecular function: beta-glucosidase activity. Gene Ontology annotation, cellular component: cell surface; extracellular region. Lineage: Eukaryota; Fungi; Basidiomycota; Agaricomycetes; Agaricales; Agrocybaceae.